This is a messenger RNA of Caenorhabditis angaria, 1148 nucleotides long. NCBI's taxonomy places the organism in Eukaryota, Metazoa, Nematoda, Chromadorea, Rhabditida, Rhabditidae. The record is from the annotation of a GenBank genome assembly.
AUGUUUUGUGAAGAAAAUCACACGUAUUAUUGGAGUGGAGAUUAUCUUCGAAACUGUUAUCAUAUAACUGCACUUUUCUCUGUUCCAAUGUCUGUUUUACUGUUUUAUUGUAUUUUCUAUAAAACACCAAAAAGAAUGGAAUCAAUGAAACCAGCUUUGAUAAAUUUACAAUUUUGGUGAUUUUCACGAGUUCAACAAACAUUUUUUGAAUAAAAAUCAUAUUUUAGGACAACAAAUUUGGACUUUGUUCUCACAAUAUUUUCCUGCCCAUAUAUAUUUUUUCCAAGUGCAUCAGGUAGACCGCUUGGAAUAUUAUCGGAUUAUAUCAGUGUUAAAUGGCAAUCGUACUACGGUCAAUUGUCUGUUAUGUGUAUGUUUAGUUUCGAGAAUGAAAUAGUUUUGUUUUAAAUGAACUCUGCAGAUAUUGGUGUUGCUCUAAUUAUGUUAUAUGAAAAUAGGCAAAGUCAAAUAAUGACAAUAACUUUCAAGUUGAGUAAGAAGAGAACAAGGAUAAUAUAUUAUGCUGCAAAUUAUAUUGCAUUAUCAAUUAUAGUUCUACCGUUCUAUAUGACCGAGACAAAUCAAUCAGAAUUAAUUGAGAUGGUUCUGGAUAGAAUACCGUGUCCUUCUGUUGAAUUUUUCGAUAAUUCAACCUAUGUUUUGCUUCGAGGAGAUGAAAAAAUCCCAUUUUUCUCAAUUACAAUAUCUACAAGUCUUGUUGUUUUUCAAACAUUAUUUUUUGUUCUACAUUCUUUGUAUCAUCUAACAAUGAUCAAAAAUCACAAAGUUUCUAAAAAUACAAAAGAAAUGCAGAAGAAGUAUUUAGUUUGUGUAACAACUCAAUUUUCAAUUCCAUUACUAGUUAUUAUUUUUCCAAUAUGUUAUUCCUUAUAUUCUGAUCGUUUCAAUUAUUAUAAUCAAGGUUUUUUUUCAACAAUUUGAAUUUUUAAUUCUCCAAAUAUUUUUCAGCAUAUAAUAACAAUGCAAUGUUAAUGAUGGCAACACAUGGCUUUUUCUCAUCAUUUUCAGCUCUUUACAUAUAUAAACACUAUAGAGAUUUUUGUUUGCAACUUAUUUUUAGAAAGAAAAAUAGACGAAUAUCAGUAACCACUACGAAUAGAAUGAGUUUGGCGAGUAUAACAGGAUAG